Danaus plexippus (monarch butterfly) is the source of this 2533-nucleotide messenger RNA. RefSeq lists its product as uncharacterized. NCBI's taxonomy places the organism in Eukaryota, Metazoa, Arthropoda, Insecta, Lepidoptera, Nymphalidae. The transcript has 5 exons. The coding region runs from base 643 to 2511 and encodes 622 amino acids. The record is from RefSeq and is a predicted model, not a curated record.
GCAAGGAGAUAUAUAUAUCGGCGCAAGCAGCUUCAAUGACGGAUGCAACAUGAAAAUAACUCAAGGCUGUCAUGAAUUAUUAUAAGAACUUAUUGGUCGUCGUUACUAUUGUUAAAAGUAAAACGAAAUCAAAGAGAAUAGAACUAUGUUUGAAUUCUGGUAUAAAUAUGACGCCUGGACGCACGACAGCGGACUGGAGAGUUCAGCGAGUGCGGAUCAUAAAGAAUGUGAUUAUGAAGAACCUUCGAGAAAUACAAGAACAUUUAGAAGAAUUGAAGUUUCAUUUUAAAAUAUCUGGAACGUACUGAAACAAGUGACAGUAGUGACGUCAGCGAGGCUGGCGUCCUGUCUUUAAAAUAGUAAAUUUGUAAUGAAUCCGAUAUAUAUAUAGUAAUUUUAUAUAAUAUAUGUGUGUCCUGAUAGUGAUUUGAUAAAGUGUACAGAGUAAAAAUGUAAAUAUACAAUUUUGACCUACAUACAUUCUGAAGGCGCGGAAAUUAUGUAACUGGUCUACUGGACACCUUCAUGCAUCUGACUACGUCAAGGAGAAGAGUCUUAUUUAAUUCAAUAGAAUACUCGUAACUCUGAUUAUUCCAAGAUCUACAUUCAAUUAGAGACCCAACAUAUUUCAUAUACUAGUAUAUGUACUUCAAAAUGCAUUAUCACAAUAAAACAUGUCUAAAAAUAAUACUUUUGGCUGCUCUACUGUUCGUAUUAUACACCAUAUACUACAAAAUGACUACGUAUCAAGACUUACUGAUGGACGAAAUAAACUUGCAACAAAAUUUGGUUUAUAAAUACGAUGCCAGUGACUACUUAAUCUACACCCCGGGUUGUUCGAUUCCUUACUAUUCAAAGACGUAUAAUAUCAAAGAACCAGAGGACUUGAAGAAAUCUUGCGGGACAAGAACGGUAUUUGUUAAGAAGAAAACUGAAAGUAUAAUAAUCUUUACAAUAAAUAAAGACGAUAUGAAUUGUUGUUACCAGUUCGUGUCUCCGUCAAUAACUAACCAUAAAAUAGAUGUAAGGAAGUUAAGGUAUUCAAUUUGCACACCUUUUAAAAAUGGUACGGAAACUCAGCUCGAGGAAGAAGUCGUUUUGGUAACUUGUAAACCUAUAAAAUCACCAAACCGACGUAAAAAUAAAUAUGGAAGUAUUUACAAAGAUGCAUACGCAUUUGUUAAAAAAUAUAACAGAAGUACUGAAAUAAUAAGUGAUCACAAAAAAUGGAACAUCCUAAUUUUAGGUAUGGAUACCAUGUCGAGAGCGCGAUUCUACACAAGCAUGCCAAAAACAGCAAAAUACUUUAAGAAACAUAAAUGGUUGGAUUUCAGCGGGUACCAAAAGGUAGGGUACAACACGUUUCCAAAUAUCAUGGCUUUACUAACUGGAAAGAAUAUGUCCACGGUAUAUAAAACAUGCUCUUCAGGUAUGGACCACUGUAAUGAUAUGAUAAUAUGGUCAAAUUUUAAAAAAGCUGGUUACAUAACUGCUACUGGGGAAGACAAUUUACGACUACCCGACACAUUUUCAAAAUACGGUUACGUGUCUGCGCCUACAGAUCACUACUUGAGACCGCUUUUUCUGACGGGGGAAGAUAUAACGGGAAACCUUGUUUGUACUAAAAAACUAUCGUCAGUCAAGCAUAUUCUUGAUUAUGCCAUAGACUUCGUUGUUUCUUAUAGCAACCAAAAAUCUUUUGGAAUGUUUUGGACAAACUCAUACAGCCAUAAUUUAAAUAAUAUCCCAUCUCUGAUAGAUGAAGAUAUAGUGAAUUCCUUCCAAAAAAUGUAUAAAUCUGGGAUUUUAAGUAACACUUUUAUAUUUUUUCUAAGUGAUCAUGGAAUACGGUAUGGUAACUCAAGAAUUCCACAUGAAUCCUAUUAUGAGGAACGGUUACCAAUGUUAUUUGUACGAGUUCCUGAGGAAUUUAGAAAAAAAUAUGUGAAAGAAUAUAUGAAUAUGCAAAUUAAUCACAAUAGAAUGGUAACACCAUACGACCUGUACCUUACAUUUUGGAAUAUUCUUGAAAACUCUACCACCCAUAAGAUAGUGGACACUUGUCCAGGUUGUUUAAGUAUAUUUAAUGAAAUUUCCCCAUAUAGGACCUGCGCUGAUGCUGGUGUUCAUGAUAAAUGGUGUACUUGCCACAAAUUAAACCCAAUAAAUAAAAAGGACUCUGAUAUAACGCGUAGCAUAAAAUUAACUGAGGAUUAUCUACACAAUGUAAUAAAAAGAAUCGAUACUAUAGAUUGUUAUAUAUGUGAAAGUUUAAAAAUAAAAUCGGUUCUAAGGACGCAUACGUAUAAUGACGAAAUAAGGAACAAUACUUAUUAUGUGGUGGCAUUUACGACUACCCCCGGUGAUGUAGGUUACGAAGCGGUAAUACUGAAACAUAAAGGUGAAUUCACAGUGUUCCCGAUUGAAACUAUAACCGCAUAUAAUACUAGAGGUAAUUGUGUUAAAAACCCCAACACCAGAGCUUUUUGUGUAUGUAAGAAAAGUUGUUGAAAAAUAUAAAAUUGAAACCGUA